AUGAAACAGAAUAAGGAUGCUAAAAUAACCAAUUAAAGAUCUAAAUCUGAAUCGAAUUAAAAUGGGCUGAAAAAAUUGAAAUAACCUAAUUAUGAUUUUCAUAAGACUAGGAAGGAUGGUGUAAAAAAGGAUAUUCUUUACCAUAUUGAAAAAUGGAAUCAAUAUCAAGAAAAUAGCAAAGAAAUUAAAAAUUUUUAUAAAGACUUAGAAUAAGACCAUUCAUUUAUUUAGUGGAUCUUCCCUAAUUUCUUUAAUAGCAUGUUUAAUUCUGAUAGCUAUAGAUUAACAAUAGAAGAAAGAAAUUAAAUGAUUGAAGAUAAUGAUGUUAAAUAUUUAUUAAUUAAUGUAGAUUAUGAGAUUCUAUAUUAGUAAUUACAAAAUGUUUUUAAGAUUUUUGGGAAUUAAAUGGAAUAAUGAGAAGUUAGAAUUAGAGAACAAAAAUCAAUUUAAUAUAUGUCUUCAAAUUAAUACUCAUAAUUAGUUAAGAUUAAGGAGAGUAUUGGCUUCUUUAAGUGUUUUAGGCUAAAGAAAACUAGCUAUAUAAUUGUUAGAUUUUAUAUAUAAAGAGUGCAACAAACUUUAUGGCACAUAGUAUUAUCUUUAUGACUUGGUUCAAGAGGAAUAAUAAAAAUACUAAAUCGAUUUUCAAUCUUAAUAAGAUUAUUAAGAUCUUUAAUAAAUUAAAUAACAAGAGAAAAUAGAAAAAAUAAAUAUAGAUUAAUCGGCUAUGAAAUCAAAAAUGAUUUAAGAUCCUCCUAUCAAAUAAUAAGACAAUAAAUAAGGAAUAGGUGGACAUUCAAUAAAAGAAAUAUAAUAGAAGUAAGGAUUCAAUAAAGUUGAAAAGGAAUAGUAAAAGGGAUUGGAAGAAAUAAAAUUAGAAGAUAAAACUAAAUCAAAUUUUAAAAAUUAAAAUUCUUUAGCAAAUAAGUAAUUUUUAAUUUAAAAAAAACCUAAUUAUCUCCAUGGCAAGUAUGAUAGAGCAUAACUGUUAUUUAAUUUUGAUGAAGUGAAAAAUAAUUAUGUGUAGGGAGAUUUAUUGGAUAAAACUUGGGUUACUAUAAAUUUAUUAUCCAAUAAAAAAGUAGAUAUUUAACAACAAUGA
Messenger RNA from Paramecium primaurelia, 1102 nucleotides. The record is from the annotation of a GenBank genome assembly. NCBI's taxonomy places the organism in Eukaryota, Ciliophora, Oligohymenophorea, Peniculida, Parameciidae.